CCGCGCAGACGGCGACGGAGGGACAAAGAGGGCGGAGCGAGAGGACGGGGGACCGACGAUCGGGCAGUCUCGUCUCGGAGCGCGGCGAGGAGCGGUCCGUCGGCACCGGGACACUUCUCCAGCAGACUUUACCCGUCACCCGUGUUUGUCACUGACUCUUCGCGUGAACUGUGACCGCACUUGUGAUAGUGAGCUGCGGGUGUGCAAACAGCGAGACUUGGCGUCAGUUGAACUGAGCAGCGAGUCGUGGCGGACGAACAGAGCCCUCCCCUGGCGGGGGACGGCAGCGCGGGGCCGCGCCUGAGGCGGCCGCAGCACCUCAGCCUGGCAGGAGGGAGAGCUCCGCUCCAGCAGGCGGACAAGAUGUACUCCAGCUCGCCAAGAAGCACGCCAACGCGGCGGCAGUCGUCCGCCAUAGAGCACAUUCCAUUCAGCACGAACCUGUCGCACCUGUCUGCCGAACUGGCGCGGACGGACAGCGCCGCCAGCUCCCCCUGCCGGAGCGAUGUGUCAUUCGGCAGCCACUCCUUCCGCGAGCAGGAGCACCAGAAAAAGUCGCUCGAAGAGGAGAACUUCAAGCUGAAGCUGCGCGUGUACAUGUUAGAGGAGCGACUCCAGCGUCAGGACUCCAAUGACGGCUCCAUUAAAGCCCUGGCUGAACUCAAGGUGCAGUCGGCGGCACUGCGGGAGGAACUGGCCCAGAAGAGCGCCCUGCUGCGGCGCGCCUCGGAGACGCUGGAGGCGCUGGAGCAGCGGCAGAGCGAGCAGCAGUCGCGCGCGUGUCAGGAGGAGGCAGAGCGGGCGCUGCUGGAGGACACGCUGGAGGAGCUGGAGGCGCAGUACCGCGCCGAGCUCGACCACCACCAGGCCACAGAGGCCGAGAGGAGUCGUCUGGAGGCCGCCCUCCGAGCGCUGCAGACGGAGCAGCGGCGAGCCGCCGCGGCGCGCGCCGUCACUGAGGCCGAGCGGGCGCAGCAGGAGAGGGACUGGGCGGAGGAGCGGAGUCGGGCGGAGCAGGAGAGGAGUCGGCUGCAGGAGGAGCUGGAGCAGGAGAGGAGUCGGCUGCAGGAGGAGCUGCGGGACCUCCAGGCGAGACUCGAGGAGGAGGCGCGGCGCGGCCAGCGACUGGCGCAGGAGAACGCUCGGCUGGAGACGCUGGCCGGCCGCCGGUCACCGCAGGAGACCAGCAAUUCUCAGGAGCCCCGUUCCGCCCCAGCUGCCGGCGGACAGACUGCAGAGGGGCCGGGGUCGGAGGCGGAGCAGCUGCGCCGGCAGCUGGCCGCCGUCGCCUCUGAGCGCCGGCUGGAGAAGGCGAUGGCGGCGGCUGCGCUGCAGCUGCAGCUGGAGCGGGUCCGCUCGCUGCAGGCCAGCGUGCAGACUGUGUCGGAGCAGCUGCGCCGCGGUCAGACCGAGCUGGCAGAGUGCCGCGCCGAGCGGGACGGCCUGCUGCUGCGGCAGAGACGGCCGUCCGCGUCCCUCGAGUCACAGGCCGCGGCGUCCAGCACCGAGGGUGUCGAGGUGAUCCCCGAGCCGUCGUCUCGCUCCGAGUCCCGCGAGGACCUCCUGCAGGGCUCCGAGAGCCCCGGUGUCGACCUGGCCACCUGGCUGGGCUCGAUGCCGCGACUGCGCUCCGAGAGCCUGGACUUCCCGGCGGCCGGCCUCGCACACGGCCUGGUUCAGGAGCAGGAGGGAAAGGAGCUGGAGGAGAGACACGAGGAGUUGGAUCAGUCCGCCGUAGAGCUGAGGAGUUCGCCCCUCACAGCCAGUCCGGCGCCCCUGACGGCGGCAGGACCGAUGUCGGUGUCGUUAGCCCGCUGUGACAGUCUGUUCGUCCCGCCGACGGCCGAUAACAGCGACUGGGAAACGUGGUCCGAGCCGGACCGCAGCGUCAGCCGGGCCAGGAUCGGACUGGAGAGGAGCUCGCUGGAGCCGCCGCCGGCCGAGGCCACCACCGACACCGACACCCGGACAGGCCGCUCCAUCCACCGGCACUCCUCCACCGAGCUACGGGAACUGGAGGGUCGGAUCGAGGGUCUGCGACACGUGCGGGACGGCCUCUGGGCAGAGGUGGCCAUCUGCCAGAAACUGGUCACCGGCGCCGGGGACACCUCCCAACAACAGGGUGUGACGGUGCCGGUGGCGGUGUUGGAGGACGUCCAGCAGCUCCACCGGCGACUGGAGGACGCCGUGGCCGCCAGCGGUCGACUCCGCGGACGGAGGGAGGCCGAACGGAGGUCCCCGCCGCCGCCCGAACUGACACUGGCGCUUACCAUCACCCAGGAGCAGCUGGCCGAGAGCACCCAGCAGCUAUCGGCUGCGCAGCAGCGCGCUCAGCGGCUGCGCAGCCGGCUGCAGCUGACGCGCGACCGGCUGCAGCUGGCCGAGCACGAGCGUCAGCAGCUGCAGCAGCAGCGGGACGAGGCCGCCCAGCAGCUCAGCCGGCUCUCGGAGCGCCUCGAGCAGACGGAGGCGGAGCGGGCCCGGCUGGCCGAGGCGGCGCGCCGCCAGCCGGACCGCUCAGACGGCGGCGCGCUGCGGCGGCUCCAGCUGCAGCUGCAGCGGUCCGAGCAGCGACAGCAGGAGCUGGAGCAGCUGGUGCGCCAGCUGUCGGCACAGCUGCGCCAGCUGCCGACGGCCGGCGGCGGCGCUGCAGCUGCCGAGCAGCGCGUGCGGCACGCCGAGCAGCAGCUGCUCCAGCUGGGCAGGCAGCGGCUGCGCGUGCAGACCGAGAUCGCCCGGCUCCGCAGCCGCGCGCGCCUGCUGCACAGCCGGCAGAGCGUGCACGAGAGCCAGCGGGCGGAGGCAGAGGCCGAGGAGGCGGCGGCGGCCUUGGCGGAGGCGGCGGGUCAGUCCGACCACAGUCACUACCAGCAGCAGCACCAGCAACAUCAACAACAACUGCAACAGUGUCAGCAGUCUCAGCAGCGACGGAGGCGGAGGAGCAGCAACACACCAGGUCCAGAGGAGAGCCGACUGGUCAGGGAACUCACAGAACAACUGGAAAAGGCGCGAGCUCAGAUCGAGAAAAUGCGCGCCAACGCCCACGACUAUGACGAGGCGGGCCACUCGUGUCCGGAGUCGACACGCAGCUGUGAGCUGCCGCUGGCGCCCUCCUCCCCGGGCGGGCCGCGGCUCAGCAGCCACUCCGAGUCGGACCCGCUCGAGCCGCUGCGCACCAGCUGCGGCCAGCCGGCCUACUCGUCGCCGGACCUGGGGAUCGAGUCGGACUGCCAGCGCUGCUCCUCGCGGACCUCCAGCACCACGGUGCUGUCGCAGCGGCUGAGCGUUACCGAACGGACGCCGCUGCCGUCUGGAGGCGAGGCCACUCCCGUGGCGGGGGCGGGGGCGGGGGCGGCGGAUCCGGGCGCCCUCGCCUCCACGCGCGCCGCCCUGCACGAGGCGCUGUCUCGCCUCAGCUGGAGCGAUUACAGCAAGACAGCUCAGAGCGCCGCCUGUCGGCGUGUCGGACAAUUUCAGCUCCUGUCCCCGCGCACCAGAGGUGCCCUGCGCCGGCCGGUCACCGGGGCAGUCAGUCCCGCCGCGAGGUGAUGAGACAAGAAAAUGAGGGGGGGAGGGGGUCAUUUUGACGGAGAAGAUCUCGGGGAGGUGGGAUGGAGACGGACAUGUGCCAAAUGAGUGACUAACCUUGCCACCAGCUGGAUGGUAGCGUCUUCCUUUCCAGUGAUAUCGCGCGGUCGUGGUGAGGUCAAAUGUGAUGUAUUCGUUACCAAUGUUCGCUGUGGGUAUCGACUAUGUUAGAAUGAGCUGAAGAGUGUCUCCUACUCCACACGUUCCGCCUGAGUGGACCGUGUUGUCGAUCACAUGUAAGGUGCCAAUGUUUGUGUGUACUGGUUACCGCCUGUGGCCCUGUUCCAGAUGUGAUGACGCAUUUUGAUACAUGUAUUAUUCCUGAA
Amphibalanus amphitrite is the source of this 3914-nucleotide messenger RNA. RefSeq names its product trichohyalin-like. Bases 364 to 3549 code for a protein of 1061 amino acids. The transcript has 13 exons. Gene Ontology annotation, cellular component: microtubule organizing center. NCBI's taxonomy places the organism in Eukaryota, Metazoa, Arthropoda, Thecostraca, Balanomorpha, Balanidae. The record is from RefSeq and is a predicted model, not a curated record.